GGGUGGCAAAUUGACUGCUGACGCAAACGCUUAGAACUAGGAAGUUUUGACGGUGUAGAGUAUCAACAAUAACAACAAGUUCUGGUUGGCAUCACGGUGCUACUUGGUACCCUUACUGUAUGCAGUGAUGUUCAGAGGCCUGGGCAGCUGGCUAGGCCUGGAGCCUGAACCUGAAAAGGAUACACAAUGUACGGAGGAGAACGAGCCGGAGGUGACGCCUGUGAGUGAAGGGGAGAGUCCGGGGAAAACAGGAGAAGAGCAGCCAUCAGAGAAUGAGCCGGAGGAUGUCCUGCUAAAACAGGCUAAGGGUAUUGGGAAUUAUAUUUUGAACUUUGCUUCUGUGGCUACAAAAAAGAUAUCUGAAUCAGUUGCUGAGACAGCGCAAACUAUCAAGAAAUCCGUAGAAGAAGGCAAAAUUGAUGGGAUCAUUGAUAAGACCAUCAUUGGUGAUUUUCAGAAGGAACAAGAAAAGUUUGUGCAAGAAAAGAGCAAAAAAACAGAAGCAGCAGCUCCACCUUGGGUUGGAUAUAAUGAAGAGGAGACUAUCCAACAGCAAAUUCUGGCCUUGUCAGCAGACAGACGGAACUUUCUAAGAGAUCCUCCUGCUGGUGUACAUUAUAAUUUUGACUUUGAACAGAUGUACCCUGUUGCCCUUGUGAUGCUGCAGGAAGAUGAGCUGCUUAAUCGAAUGAGAUUUGAUCUUGUCCCAAAACUUGUGAAGGAAGAAGUCUUUUGGAGAAAUUAUUUCUACCGGGUUUCCCUGAUUAAACAGUCUGCACAGCUAACUGCCCUAGCAGCCCAACAAGCAACAGGAAAGAAUGACAAAGUUAACGGCAGACAAAAUGAUGGCGACUUAGAAGAGACUGUAAGACCAAAAACGCCACCAGUUGCUAUCAAGUCUCAACUUAAAAGCCACGAGGAAGAAGAAGAGAUCUCCACAAGCCCUGGCGUAUCUGAGUUUAUAAGUGAUGCAUUUGAUGCAAGCAAUCUAAAUCAAGAGGACCUAAGAAAAGAAAUGGAACAGCUUGUUCUCGACAAAAAGGAUGAGCAUGAUAAUGGGGAAGAAGAAUCAGAAGACUGGAUAAAGGAAUUACAGGAGGUUGUUCAGGAAUAUGAAGUUGUUUCAGAUUCUGACAAAAUAAAGGACGAAAACUGGGACAAAGAGAUUGAAGAGCUUCUACAGGAGAACUAAUAUGAACUGAUCCAUUGUUUUCUGGAAAAUGUUCUUCUCUCCCAUCCAUUCCCACAGACUCUGCAGAAAAUCUUAUCUGCUGUACUUCUCCAUUGGAUUUUAGCAGCAUUGUCGGUUAUUGCUGAAAGAUUACAGUUUACAGUUGUUGAACUCUUAAUGGCAAACGACAAAAUGCUGUUCUUUGGAAUAUUAAACUAUACUUUGGGACGUCUCUUCUGUUGUUAGUGUAAUGUUGUCUUUGUCACCUCCUUAAUAUUACUUACUGCACAGAUCUUUAAAUUUUGUCAUUUCUAUAUGGGGGUAAUCUGGUUUUGUGUAGAUAAAUUAUUUGUGUCAUUUUAUGCUAAUUUCGUUCUACAAGUAUAUGCUUUUCUCCUGCAAGCUUUGUAAAAAUAAAUUAUACUUUUUUGUAAACAUACAUACCUUAGAGUCCAUGUGAUGAACUAUACUUUACUGAACAUACCCAUCAUGCUAAAUGAUGGGAUAUCAUUUAUUUUCGAUAACUAUGAUUUUAAUUUGUGGUUUUCUUUAUUUUUUUUCUCCAGAGGUGUCAAAUUGUUUAAUUUUUGUGUAAUUAUCGUUUACUAUGUUCAAUUAUAUUUUUGCUAUCAUGGAGCAAAUUUUACCUGGUUUUAGUACUAUUUUAUUAAAAUUUCCUUCUUCUUAUGGAAAUAUAUAUAGCAAAAUCUAAUGGCAUAAAAUCAAGUAAAUUGUUAUUGACCGCUACAAAUAUCUGUUCAAAAGUGUCUGUUAAUACAAGUGAAUAAAAACUUUGAGAAAUC
Messenger RNA from Bombina bombina (fire-bellied toad), 1974 nucleotides. It is a transcript of the gene SYAP1, whose product is annotated as synapse associated protein 1. Lineage: Eukaryota; Metazoa; Chordata; Amphibia; Anura; Bombinatoridae. The record is from RefSeq and is a predicted model, not a curated record. The transcript is spliced from 9 exons. Gene Ontology annotation, cellular component: cytoplasm; synapse. The coding region runs from base 128 to 1192 and encodes 354 amino acids.